GAAAACGAUUCCAAUGUUUAUUUUAUAAUCUCCAUCACUCUCUUACAGCUCAUCAGCCGCACCCCCAACAGGAUUAUCACAUAUGGCCCGCAUGAUGGAUUCUCUAAUACUAGAUCAAUAUCCACCAUUUGCAUUCACCAAAAUAACCACAACCCAUAGACCGUCAAAGACGGGUAAUGUUAAAAAGACCGAAACCACAAGAACUACAUCUAUGGGAGGGCUAGUGCCGCCACAAACCUCAACAGGUCUAGGUAUAAGAUUAAAAAAUCGCAUACCGACACAAGAAGUUUCACCACAACCGAGACCAAAUACAAAUUUACCCUCAACUAAUGGACCCUCGACAAAUGCCAUACAUUCUAAUUCAACAUCAUUUCCCACACAUAAUGACAACCGCUGGAUAUCAUCUUUGAGGCGUAGAGAUCCUGAGUUACAGCCCACUUUACCCUCUAUAAAUCUCAGUCAUCAUGGUAGUUCACACAAUGUGGCCAGCGGUUCACUUGCUGAUCGUUCAGAGAAACGUAAUUCGAGAUCUUUAAAAACCUCCACAAUGCCCAUACGCAAAAGUCGUUCGGUGGAACGUGUUAGAGCACGUAAAAUGAUCAAUUCCCAAAUGAAAAUGAAAGAAAAGGUCAAGAAGAAUUCCAUAGAUGAAAACUCCAAUUCAGAUGAUCAGGAAGCUACCUCUCUCGAAGAGAAUUCCACCUCACAGAGCACACCCAAGAAUUCACCGAAAACUUCCUCGAAAUCAAAAGUUUUCUCACCCUCCGGCUAUGAACCGCAUUUGGUUGAGACCCUAGAGAAAGACAUACUUCAACGACAUCCAGGUGUUAAGUGGACCGAUGUGGCUGGUUUGAAUGAGGCUAAAUCAAUACUGCAAGAGGCGGUAGUUUUGCCCAUUAUAAUGCCAGACUUUUUCAAAGGUAUACGCAGACCUUGGCGUGGCGUUCUAAUGGUUGGUCCUCCCGGUACCGGUAAAACAAUGUUAGCCAAGGCUGUGGCUACCGAAUGUGGCACUACAUUCUUUAACGUCUCCUCCUCGACUCUCACCUCAAAAUAUCGUGGAGAAAGUGAAAAGCUAGUGCGCUUAUUAUUCGAAAUGGCUAGAUUUUAUGCUCCCAGCACUAUAUUUAUCGAUGAGAUCGAUGCUUUAUGUUCGGCGAGGCGUAGUGAUUCGGAGCAUGAGGCUAGUCGUCGUUUUAAAGCUGAACUAUUGAUACAAAUGGAUGGAUUAAAUGCCACAAUGCAAGAUGAUAAAGUCAUUAUGGUUUUGGCAGCCACUAAUCAUCCGUGGGAUAUUGAUGAAGCUUUUCGUAGACGUUUCGAGAAACGUAUUUAUAUAGCGUUGCCGAAUGAGGAAACCCGUUCGGCUUUAUUAAAACUCUGCUUAAAAGAUGUAAAUCUUUCACCUUCUCUUGACACCAACAUAAUUGGUGAUCAAAUGAAGGGCUACUCAGGUUUUGAUAUAAGCAACGUUUGUCGUGAUGCUGCCAUGAUGCCGAUGCGUCGUCAAAUUUUCGGACGUACACCCGAAGAAAUACGACAAAUACGUCGUGAAGAAAUCGAUUUACCCAUUACCCUGCAAGAUUUUGAAGAUGCUAUGCAGCGUACAAAGAAAUCUGUGUCGGCCGAUGAUGUACAUCGUUUUGAAAAAUGGAUGGAAGAAUAUGGUUCAUGCUGAAUUUGAAUUGUUCAGAAAUCUCCGAGAACUUUUUAGGAAAUACAAAAAUUUGCUCAUAUUUUGAAAUUUUUAAAAUCAGAUUAAAAUGAAUUUCAAUUAAAUUUAAGAAGAAUAGGUUUUGUUUCGCAUAUAAUGUUUAGAUUUUAUUUUAAUUUUUAUUAAAUUGGAUAUUAGUUCAUAAUUGUGGUAAUUUAAUUAUUUAAUAUUCUUUUGUGAUUUUUUUUGGCGUUAUUAAUUUUUUGAGUUAAAUUACUUCCAUAGUUUUAAAUAUCUUGUUUCCAUGUUAAACGUCAUAAUUUCCUCUUUAUAAAUCCAGUAAUUAAACGUAUUGCACAAAUAUAUUUAAAUAUUUUACAAAUACCUACAUAUUAUAAAUCCUUAUUAAUAAAGUAAAUCCUUAAUAAAAUAAAUUUUUAUAA
Molecule: messenger RNA, 2097 nt
Organism: Lucilia cuprina (Australian sheep blowfly)
Lineage: Eukaryota; Metazoa; Arthropoda; Insecta; Diptera; Calliphoridae
Gene: kat-60L1
Product: katanin p60 ATPase-containing subunit A1
Exons: 3
Coding region: 83-1678 (531 amino acids)
Biological process (GO): microtubule severing
Cellular component (GO): microtubule cytoskeleton
Molecular function (GO): microtubule severing ATPase activity; ATP hydrolysis activity; microtubule binding
Source: RefSeq, a predicted model, not a curated record